UUUUGUUUUUUUGCUCAAACGGAUAUCGAACUGGUGGUUAAGCUCAGACUAAGGUGUGCACGCACCUAGGUGGCGCGUAAUGACCGUAGUAAACGACAGAAGAAAGUUGCGGACUUGCGGGCGUUCCAAAGGGUAAAGCUGAAGCAAACCGCAACUGUAUUCACCAAACGACAACAAAAACCGCCUCUACUUUUGUCUUCCUUCUCCCGCUUUCUCUUUGUGCAUCUGCAAUGAGAGGAAUUUUCUGAAUAUGCCUUAUGACUCGUAUUUUUCAUUUUCAUUUUCAUCGCUCUCUUCCUUAACUAUGCGAUCUCUAUAUUACAACCAUCAUUUCUCUCUGUUAGACCGAUUUUCACUUACAAACCGCCGCUCUCUUCCGCCGUCGAAUUCAUUCCACCGUUUUAAGUUAAAUUUAUCAAAUGCUAGAAAGCGUGGGUUCCGAUUGCAACAUAGGAAUGUUCAAGUUGGAGCCUUUGAUGAUGACUUUGGUGUAUCCUUUGAUGAUUGGACUGAUAAUGAGGCUUCGGCUGCUGCUGGUGCCUAUUUGAUAUCGUCCAGCGACGAUGACAGUGAUGGAGAUUAUAUGUUGAAUCCAGUUAGUGAUAUCGAUUUGCCUUCUUCUAGUGUUUCGAGUCAUGAUUCUCUUACGGUAACUGCUCACAGGCUAGCCAUCAUUGCGAAAGAACGAAGAAAACAUAGGAUGAGACUUGGAAUUUUUAAUAAUAUGGGAUUGAUUGGCUUUGCGAUGUUGCUUCUUUUUUUUGUCGAUUGGUGUGCAUGGAAGAUUGUCAGAUUACCUCUUUCUCCUUUGCACUUGUCCCGUCCUUUUCUCACUUCAAUAGCUUUAGCAUCUAUAGCGGGUUAUGUUAGCGUCCCUUUUCUCAACACUAUGAAGAUUCAUCAAGUUAUAAGUGAAAAAAGGCGGCCAGAUAGACACUUCAAGAAAAGGCAAACCCCCACGAUGGGUGGUUUGUUUUUCAUACCAAUUGGAGUAGGAGUUGCAAUAUUCUUAGCUGGUUUCUCUUCUGUUGAAGUUUAUGGAGCAGCAGUGGCAACUCUAGCAUUUGCUGCUAUUGGUUUGUUAGAUGAUAUUUUAAGUCUCACGAAGAAUCAUCAUAAAGGGUUACCUUCUUGGACAAAAUUAUUAUUGGAGGCUGCUGUUGGGACUUUGUUUGCACUUUGGUUGGAUGCCACGAGCAUAUCAUCACCCUACAGCAUGAAAAUGUUAAUUCCUCUACCUGGACAACUGGGUCUUGUAUGCCUUGGAAAAUGUUAUUUAUUGCUGACUUCCUUUUGUUUUGUCUCCAUGGGAAGUGGAAUUGACUUAACUGACAGUCUUGAUGGCCUAGCUGGUGGAACUGCUGCAUUGGCUUUAAUUGGAAUGUCAAUCGCAGUGCUACCAAUAUGUCCUGAACUAGCAAUUUUUGGAUCAUCAAUGGCAGGAGCUUGUGUUGGUUUUCUGUUGCACAAUCGAUACAAGGCAUCUGUAUUUAUGGGAGAUACAGGAUCCCUGGCAUUAGGAGGUGCAUUAGCCUCAAUGGCUGCUUGUAGUGGAAUGUUCUUUCCCUUGUUUAUUUCAUCCGGAUUCAUUUUUUUGGAAGCGUCUUCAGUAAUUAUGCAGGUAGCAUACUUCAAGGCAACCAAACGAUUGAAGGGUAUUGGGCAGCGGUUGUUUCGGAUGACACCUUUUCACCAUCACCUUGAAUUAUGUGGGUUCAAGGAGCCAAGAAUUGUUGCUGGUGCAUAUGCUGCAUCAUGCCUUCUGGCUUUAAUUGCAGGGUACGUCGGUCUAAUAUCCGCUUAGAUAUUCAAAGUAUUUUGCAAGUCCACUAUUAUUUUUUGUAGUUAGGGUCAACUAUAAAUAGAAUUUUCUAUUCUUUAUUUUGAUGAGUUGAUUACAGAGAGGAAUUUAAUUUCCUGUAUAAUUUGAGUUUAGGCUUGCCUAUUUUGUUUCUUUUUCGAACUGUAUUUAUGGUUAUGUCAUUUGACUUUCCUGAUUUUAAUCAUAGUGUAACACGCCAUUUGUUCUUUCAGAA
Messenger RNA from Mercurialis annua (annual mercury), 2036 nucleotides. RefSeq names its product phospho-N-acetylmuramoyl-pentapeptide-transferase homolog. The transcript has 8 exons. Gene Ontology annotation, cellular component: membrane. Gene Ontology annotation, molecular function: phospho-N-acetylmuramoyl-pentapeptide-transferase activity. The coding region runs from base 251 to 1804 and encodes 517 amino acids. The record is from RefSeq and is a predicted model, not a curated record. Gene Ontology annotation, biological process: cell wall organization; cell wall macromolecule biosynthetic process. Lineage: Eukaryota; Viridiplantae; Streptophyta; Magnoliopsida; Malpighiales; Euphorbiaceae.